Molecule: messenger RNA, 3041 nt
Organism: Manduca sexta (tobacco hornworm)
Lineage: Eukaryota; Metazoa; Arthropoda; Insecta; Lepidoptera; Sphingidae
Gene: rib
Product: protein bric-a-brac 1
Exons: 2
Coding region: 339-1889 (516 amino acids)
Biological process (GO): regulation of transcription by RNA polymerase II
Cellular component (GO): nucleus
Molecular function (GO): protein binding; DNA binding
Source: RefSeq, a predicted model, not a curated record
GAUUAUUCAAAUUCGCGCAACAUCGAAUUUAUAACUGAAGGGAACUGGACAUAAAAGCUUUCAGUCCCUUAGUUCCAUUAUACCUGGCGAAUAAAAUGUAAAAAGUCAAUUUAAUAGUGUGGAAGGGCUACGAAGCGACGGAGUAGUCGAGGAAGGGCGGUGCAGUCGGAUAGCGGCGUUGUUGCGCGCAGUACGUUUACACUGUGCCGCGGGUCGUGGCCGCACACUCGUUGCUCGGCGCUCGACAGACGUCAGUCUAAGCGACUGCACAUCGUAUUGUGUUCUAUGUGGUACGCAGAAUAUAUCAGUUGUUUACCCGUGACUUAACUAUUUCUGCUAUGUAUCCGGCAAAUAUAUACAACGACAUUCCCUCAGAAGCUCAUUUGAAAAAAAUGGAGAGCAACGAAAAUCAGCAAACGUUCUGUUUGAAGUGGAAUCACCACAAAACCAACCUGGUGGAAAUACUCGAAGCAUUGAUUAAAGGAGAAACGUAUGUCGACUGCACACUAGUAGUAGACGACCAAGUGACUUUCAAGGCCCAUCGAGUGGUCCUCGCCGCCAACUCGCCUUAUUUCCAAUCCAUAUUAGCUGAUGUUCCCAUGGAUCACUGCAGUAUUCUAUUUCCGGGAGUUAAAGACUUUGAGAUGAGAGCCCUCCUUGAAUACAUGUAUACUGGGGAGGUAAAUGUAACGCAGGCGCACAUUCCGCGUAUUAUGAAAGUCGCUGAACAAUUGGAAGUCAAAGGGCUGUUUGACAUGACGGAACUGCGUCGGCAGCCCGGCAACACAGAGCGGACGCCGGGUGUAUCGCCUCCCCGUGUUGUUCCGGCCGCGCCGUCCAGUGUGUCCCCGCCGGCACCAGCUCCACCUUCACGUUGGCCACCACCGCCUGCGGCACCCGCUUUGUCUGCCGCCUAUGAUUCUGCCGAUAUGAACCCGUUAAAACGUAAAAAGCUAUCAAGUAUGCUAGCUACCCGUGAUACACCGAUAUUAAGAAAUGUCCUCGCCCAAACUUCUCCUGUGGACUCAUCGCAACCUAUAUCGUUAGUAUGUCAUCCUGUGAACCAACAGCCGGCUCCACCGCGUUUGCAUUCUAAUGGCUCCGCCCACGAGUCUGAAAGAGCCCCGAGUCCUCAAAGGCCGUUUGACUACCGUCCGCGUAGAUUGUCCUCAAGGGCUUCUUCACCUCACUACCAUAGGUCAGAUCGCUCGGAGGACGCGCAUUCGCCCUACACGGAACGUUCAUUUGAAGAAGAAACCCCACGUAAUUUCCACCCCUCACCGCCACCAACAAAUUUCCAACAUGACGUCCGAGCCGGUUUAGCGCCCUAUGUUCCGCCGCAACAGAAACCCGAAUGGAAAAGAUAUAAACAAUACACAAGAUCGGACAUUCUAUCGGCGAUCGAGUGCGUGAGAAACGGAAUGAGCGCUUUGCAAGCAUCGCGCAAAUACGGCGUUCCCUCACGUACGUUGUAUGAUAAAGUGAAGAAACUCGGUAUAACAACGAGCCGUCCAAUGAGUCGCGGUGUAAAGAGAGAACCCAACGGUGCAGCGUUUCCCUAUGGUUUAAGUGGCACGGGUGGAAACGACGAUGGAAAUGCGACUACGCCUUUAAUCGACCCAUCAUUUCUUCAGCAAGCACUAGAGGGCGCCACAAGAGACGGCGGUCGGGAGGCCUUGCACGCGAUGGCUUUAGCAGCAGCAGCUCAUGCGGCACUAACUCCGCGCACGCCCCCGCGGUCGCCCCCGCACUCACCUCGAACGCCACCGCCAGAAGACGACCAUGUAGAAGACCUCUCGAUAUCGCGACGACGCGACGUAGACCCACCAACAGGUGUUAUCGUCCCACCGCGUAACUUUGCACUCGACUGUGGUAGUGAAAGAGAUUGAACUAUUAAAGUCGUUUGAUGCGAACAUUCGAGAAGACUGAAUUAGGCGUACAAAGUUAGUUGUAAGGCAUUAUGGUAACCUACUGGUAGGACGCGCCGCGCGCGCAUGCCACGCUGACCGGGCGCUCCGGCCGGGCGAUUUGCAAUGGGCCCCGCGGCCACUUUCAUUCUACCUCUAUAACUCUUCUCUAUUUAUUUCCCAGCAACCUCGAAGCCUUGUAACGAAAUAAAAUUUCCGUUAAUGGGUGGGCGGUGCCUUAUUAUGAUUUUAUUUUUGUUUAUUUUCUUAGAUUUUUUUGUUUUAUAACAUUUACGUCUUUGUUAAUGAAUAGCGGAAUAGGUUAGCUUUAAUUAGUAUGUAAUAUUGUCUUAAUUGGACAUGUAACCGCAUAGGCGACGCGACCGCCGCCCUAUGGACGGGUUCGCCUAUACAAGUUAUUGUGCAAUUUGUUGUCCGCGACUGUGAUGUUUAUAGACUGAAACGCCGCUACUACCUCACGCUCGCUAAACUUGAACUCUAGUCCACCGCAUCGCAAUAAAUGCCAUAUUACAUGAAAUAGUCACACAGUAAAUUUAUUUCAAACACAGGUGCAUGUAUCCAGGGAUAGCGACGUAUCAUAAUUUACAAGUACAAACCGCUUUAUAUACUCCUUAUGUUACGGGUUAAAUUUAUUUAUUUGUUCGUUUUACAGAUGCCAUAAAUGUUCAUUGUUAAUAAAUUGUUGUGUUCAUUGACAUCAGCAAUAUAAAUAUUUGCACAAGCACGGUGGUUCUCGCUAGAUUAAGGACAUUCAACAACACUUAGUUAAGAAUGCUCAAUGUUUUAAUUAGAUGGAUAUGUGGUAACGUAGAGUUCGUCGUUGCAAUUCACUGUUAUACGUAAAACUAGAUUAUAUUUAAUGUGAAUGUGUGUAUCUGAUGUUUUAUUCAUUUAAAUUAAAUUCACAAAACACUUUACUCUAAUAACAGUAAAUAGUCAUGGUAAAUAAGUAACUACAUCGUAACUAUCUCUGAAAAAAAAAAGGCAUAAGCAGUACAUAGAGAUAUCUAUUCAUUUAUAAAAUACCACACUGGAAAUAAAUGUAUGCGUGUAUAUUAAUUUUAUAAUAAGUUUAAGUGAAAAUAUUUUUACUUAUUAUUUUGUAGUUGAUUG